This is a messenger RNA of Ochotona curzoniae (black-lipped pika), 1080 nucleotides long. It is a transcript of the gene KISS1R, whose product is annotated as KISS1 receptor. The coding region runs from base 1 to 1080 and encodes 359 amino acids. Gene Ontology annotation, molecular function: G protein-coupled peptide receptor activity. The record is from RefSeq and is a predicted model, not a curated record. Gene Ontology annotation, biological process: neuropeptide signaling pathway. NCBI's taxonomy places the organism in Eukaryota, Metazoa, Chordata, Mammalia, Lagomorpha, Ochotonidae. Gene Ontology annotation, cellular component: membrane. The transcript is spliced from 5 exons.
AUGUUGGGAUUCAACGCAUCCUGGUGGGCGCCAGCCAACGCAUCCGGCUGCCCGGGCUGCAGCGCCAACGCUUCGGAGGGCAUGGGCGCCGAAGUGUGGGCCUUGGACGCGUGGCUGGUACCACUCUGCUUCGCCGCGCUCCUGCUGCUGGGCCUGACCGGGAACUCGCUGGUCAUUUACGUCGUCUGCUGCCAAGAACAGAUGCGAACAGUCACCAACUUCUACAUCGCCAACCUGGCGGCUACUGAUUUGACCUUCUUGCUGUGCUGCGUGCCCUUCACUGCCCUGCUCUACCCGCUGCCCGUCUGGGUGCUGGGCGACUUCAUGUGCAAGUUUCUCAAUUAUAUCCAGCAGGUGCGCGGGGAGCAGGACCUGGGCCACGUGUGCCACGUUGACCGCCAUGAGCGUGGACCGCUGGUACGUGACAGCCUUCCCGCUGCGCGCCCUGCACCGCCGCACACCGCGCCUGGCGCUGGCCGUCAGCCUGGCCAUCUAGGCUCGGCAGCCGUGUCGGCGCCUGUGCUGGCCCUGCACCGCCUCUCUCCCGGGCCGCGCACCUACUGCAGCGAGGCCUUCCCGAGCCGCGCGCUGGAGCGCGCCUUCGCGCUCUACAACCUGCUGGCUCUUUAUCUGCUGCCACUGCUCGCCACCUGCACCUGCUACGCGGCCAUGCUGCGGCACCUGGGCCGGGCACACGGGGUCCUGCAGGGGCAGCCGCUGGCCGAGCGCGCGAGCGCCGUGCGGGCCAGGGUCUCCAGGCUGGUGGCGGCCGUGGUCCUGCUCUUCGCGGCCUGCUGGGGUCCCAUCCAGCUCUUCCUGGUGCUGCAGGCGCUGGGCCCCGCGGGCGCCUGGCACCCACGCAGCUACGCCGCGUACGCGCUCAAGAUCUGGGCCCACUGCAUGUCUUACAGCAACUCGGCGCUGAACCCGCUGCUCUACGCCUUCCUGGGCUCGCAUUUCCGCCGGGCCUUCCGCAGAGCGUGCCCCUGUGCGCCCCGCAGGCCCUGCCGCCCUCGCCGGCCCGCGCUCCCGGAGCUCGGGGUGGCACCUGCCCUGGGGGAGCCGCCCGGCCCGCUGUGA